Molecule: messenger RNA, 1122 nt
Organism: Neltuma alba
Lineage: Eukaryota; Viridiplantae; Streptophyta; Magnoliopsida; Fabales; Fabaceae
Exons: 1
Coding region: 1-1122 (373 amino acids)
Molecular function (GO): catalytic activity
Source: RefSeq, a predicted model, not a curated record
AUGACGUGUGUGUAUGCUAGUCCUAUUCCAAGCCAAAGACGAUCUCUAUGGCAUGAGCUACGUAACAUUAGGAGAGGAGUAGUGGGACCUUGGUAUCUUGGUGGUGAUUUCAAUGCCACACUUCUCUACUCCGAAUGCCUCUCGGCCGGUGCCAAUAGAGACCCUGACAAAGAUUUCUACAAUUUUGUUACCGAAGAAGAGUUGAAUGACAUGGGUUUUAUAGGACCCAGAUUUACCUGGAAGCGAUCAAAUGUGGAAAGUCGUAUUGAUCGUCUUUUGUGCUCAAGUGACUGGCUAGGGGCUUUCCCAAAUGCGAUGGUCUCUCAUCUACCUUGGUAUAAGUCUGACCAUAGGCCUCUCUUAUUGCAACUUCAUUGCCUUCAAACGUCCAGGCGAACCCAACGCCCCUUCCGCUUUCUCGCUCCUUGGGUCCUGCACGAACAGUUCGAUGAAUUUGUCAAAAAUGCUUGGAACACGUCUUUGCCUUGGAAGGAAACAGUUAGAGAGUUCACCGAUGUGUGUGUUACUUGGAAUGUGCAAGUCUUUGGCAGCGUAACUACACGAAAGAAAAGGCUCAUAAGACGACUAAAUGGUAUUAUGCGUGCGGAAGCACAAUACGGACUGACAGAGAACUUGGAAGUGUUGCAGCAACAAUUAUGGAGAGAGUUAAAUGAUGUUCUGCUCCAGGAGUCUCUGCUUUGGGCCCAAAAAGCAAGGUGUGAGUGGCAUAUUAAUGGCGACAAGAAUACGCGUUUCUUUCACAUGAGAGCUAAUGGGAGAAGGAAAAGAAACUUUGUCGGGGCCAUUAAAGACGCUUCAGGGGAGUGGGUUUAUAAUGUGGAGAAAAUAAAAUCACUCGCUACUGAAUUCUUCUCCACACUGUUUACGGAAGAUAUGGUUCAACGUACCCCAGUGCAGUGUUCUUUUUCCCACCCGCGAAUAGAGACAAACGAUCAAGAAAUUUUAGAAACCGAAGUGGUAAACACAGAAAUUAAAGAGGCACUUUUCAGUAUGGGAGCACUCAAGGCACCUGGGCCAGAUGGUCCGAAUGCCCUUUUUUAUCAGAACCAGUGGAAGGUGGUAGAGAACUCGCUGUGCAGUUUUAUUAAAUACCUCUGGUGA